CAGCCAUGUUGGGAAAAUUAGAAGGGAACCAACAGUACAACUAGAAGGACGGGAACAUCUAGGUUCGGUAGCGGCGUGUAUAACACCUAACACCACCACCAUGGCUGACCCGGAAAAACAGCCCGAACAACCCAAGGUUAACCAGCAAAAAAUGGUCAUUGCUAACAAAGUGACCGGGACUGUGAAGUGGUUCAACGUAAAGAGUGGCUACGGGUUUAUCAACAGAAAUGACAUCAAGGAAGACGUGUUUGUUCAUCAAUCGGCUAUUGUUAAGAACAAUCCAAAGAAGGCUGUACGAAGUGUAGGAGAUGGAGAAGUGGUUGAAUUUGACGUAGUUGUAGGUGAAAAAGGACACGAGGCAGCAAAUGUGACUGGGCCUGACGGCGAACCUGUUAAGGGCUCACCUUAUGCCGCUGAUAAACGUCGUGGUUACCGUACAUGGUAUCAACGACAACGUGGAGUCUCUAGACCUCAGCGUAGAUCGCGAGAAGGAGAAGGAAAACAAGGAGACGAUAACAAUACCAAUGAAGGUGGCGGCGGUGGUCAAAGACGUUACAGACCUCGACGUAAUUAUGACGGAAGUUAUUACCGUGGAGGUCGUCGGUCUGGCCCACAGUCACAACAACAUGGCGAAAAUGGAGGUGAAGGUGGUGGAGCAGCUCGUUAUGAUAAAGGUGAUGAGGCUGAUGGCGAAGGAGGUGGUAAUCAACGUUCUGGUCGUGGACGUGGUGGACCAUCCCGUCGCUUUUACCGUCGAAACUUCCGCGGAGGAAGAGGCGGUGGUGCAUCUCGACGACCAAGAAGCCAAGAUAAGCCAUACCAGAAGUCAUACAUGUCAACGAAGAUGCAUGAAAUGGAUUUAUGUACAAAACAAGAAACAUCAUCUGCUUUAGUUGUUGUUACACAGCAUCAGAGCGUAUCCUCAGCUUAAUUGGACAGCACUUUUGAGCUUUGGUUGUUUUAAUGGAAAGCCAAUCUGUGCAAAAUACAACUACUGAGAGCACUGCUUAGAAAAACCGAUGCUACCACCAUUCAACACUCCUUUCAGAAUAAAAAACACCAAUACCCGUUACACAGAUACAGCAGCGGCAACGAAACAUCACCAACAGCAGCAGCAGACAACAACAACAUUAAAACAACAACAACAACAACAACAACAACAACAACAACAAAAAUAAUAUUUAAAAAUUAAAAAAAAAAAUAAUUCAAAAAGCUACAAUUAUUAUUCAACACUUCCCACAAAAAUAAUUAAAAGGUAUGUAAAAAAGAGAGAACAUCAAGAAGGAAAGAUAAAAAUUUGUAAGGAAAAACUACAGACUGAUAUUGAAAAUUCAACAAAUUGAUACUUACAAAAUAGAACUCAGGAUUAAUCAACUGAAUCAUCAUGAAGUUAUUAAGAUUUUCUUUGUCAUUUACAAUUGGAUGUUCAUUUUUAUCUCAUGUUGGAGUUAUAUUACAAAUGUUCAAUGUUUACGAAUUCGAUUAAAUAUUUUUUUACUGUAACAUUUUUUCGUGGUGUGCAUAGAAAUGAUAAAUGAAAAAAAUUUUUAAACGUUACAACUCUAAACGAUAGCGUGAGAGUGAUGAACAUUAAUAUAUUAUGAUUUUUCUAAUCUUCAUUUUGUUUCGUUGAACGGGUAAAUAAAAAUAUACACAACUAACAUUUAUUUGAGUUCCAUAUCUGAAGGGUCAUAGUUUUUAUCUGAGCUCGUAAUUAAUUUCUGACAAUUAAUAAUAAUGAAAACAUAGUCAAUUUUCAAAUGAAUAACACAUUAUUUCUUCAUUCAAUAUUAACAAUACAUAAAUUAAUUUUAUUUUGAAUAUUUGUUUUCAUAUAAAACGUCACACAGCUUACAGAUAUUUUGUUUUGGCCCUUUUACCUAUAACACAUUUGUUCUUGUUUCAUAUAUUAUUAAGUUAAAAUGAACUUUUGUGAGUAUCGUGUAUUAUUUGACCAUAAAAUUUGUGUUAAUAAUACCACGAAGAAGAAUUAUCUUAAUAAAAGAUAAUUUGUUCUUUUAUAAAAAGUGUUUACCUGUUCACGAAACAUAAUAAUUUAGACAUGCAUUAUUUUUCUUUGACCACUUACAACUCUAAUAAUUGAUUAAUUUCUUUGAAAAUAUGUAUGUAAAUUAUUGAAAUUUUCUGCGAAAAUCAUUGUAAGCAAUAAUCACUGUUUAGUUUUAUUUUAUAUCUUUAAUGAUUCCAAUAUAGUAGGAACCGAUAGUAGGUUCUACCCUUGACAGAUAAAUCAUUGGACUAAAUGCACAAUAUUUCAUGUGAAAUAUUCGUUAAAUUGGGCGACAGAUGAUAACAAAGUUUAUAUAGUUUUGCAUGAAAUUUUUUAAAUUUUAGGUUGUAGCAACAUCACGAAAUAAAAUAUAUUAAUUUCUUUCUAUAUUGUAUUUUUUUUUUUAACAUGUAAGCAUCUUUCAUAUAUUUCAUUGGAUUUUUUUGAUCUAUACUCAAGCAAUAAUUGGUUGACUAAUUUUUGAGCGAAUAUUGUAAUCAAUUGUUCAUAAACAUUGUCUGCUUUAAUUAACAUCUGAGUGUGUGUAGGAAGUACUAGUAAUGAUUUUCUCUCUUAUAAAUUUACAUGCUUUAUAACAGGUAAAUUUUCAUCUUCUAUCUUUGUACGGUGGCAGUUUCGUGGCAAUCUUCGCGGAAUCCUUGUAACUUGCAUAAUACCUUUGUUUGUAUCCUUAUAAUAAUUUGAAAUCAAACUUCAAAGAAAAAACUAUUAAUAAGAACAAAUGGAUGCAUAAUAACUAUAGACGAUGCAACAUUAAUAAGAGCUAAUUGUAACGCGCGGUUACGUUACAAAAUCGAUGAAUGAUUAAUAAGUAAUGACGCAAAACAUUUGUAUUUUAUAAUAAAAUAAAUAAACAAAAUUAAAUUUACUUGUCAAUUUGGAUGAUUCUUAAAUGUUAUAGACAUUUUUUUAUACUCUUCAUAAUAUUUAUAUGAUAAAUAAAUUUUUGAAUGAAUGAUAAUGAAUCGAUUAUCUGAUUAACGUAACCGCGAAGUUCAAUGUAAUGCACUGUAGAAAACAUUCAUUAACAAAUAUGAAAACUUGCAGCAGGGUGCAAGGAUUAAAGGAAAAAGCAUAUUUCUGAUAAAACAAUCGUAACAAAAAAUAUGUAAUACUGACUGUGAAAAUGUACAAUGCAUGUGUUGACUGAAAUAGUUGAGAAGUUACAAUGAUAUAAUAAUUAAAGUUAAAGAAAUAAACAUAACAUGAGCCAUCAAUUAGCCCGAUCGAGUCCGCAGGGUUUCACUUGGCUCCGGAAGCUAAGUGAGAGUCAUGUAUUUCUAAAAAAAAUAUGCCAGUCAGCUAAUGUAUCAAUAAAAGGUGUGGUGUUUGCAAACAAAAAAUAAUAACAAAACAACAUAAAAUCAUGAAAAAUAGAAUUAAAGGUGAAAGCUUAAAGAAACUAAAAAAAUGAUUAAAAGGAGAAACGAGAAUGAAGAUUACAAAUAUUAUUGAAACUCAACACGCCGCUUUUAUUUACAUCACAACAUUUGAGACUAAUAAUUACUAAAUGAAUCUCAGUGAUGCGUGAGAAAGCGAGUUUUGUAAUAUCGUUUCUUCUUAAAAGAAGCAAAACAAAAACAUUCAUUCAAAUUUUCAUAUCCAACUUAUCACAAUUCGUUGAAAAAUUGAACAAAAACUGAAAGAAUGCUAAAAGAGAACCAUCUGAAGAAAAUAAUAAGUCCUUAUUAAAGCUAUUUAUAUGUUCAUACUGGUAAUUUCGUUAAAAAAAAUUACAAUGAAAAAACUAAUAAAAAAUAAAAAAAGAUAAAAUGAAAAUAACUGGUUAAAGAACAAGUAAAAACAGUCAAUUAUUUAAAGAAUGACAAUGGCUCUCGUAUAAUUAAUUGAAAAUAACCAUUUGCGACAGUGUGUACUCGAGAGACACAAAUGACAUGGUAAUAAUGCUGAUUAAAUAGUGUACCUUUUUUUUUUAUAAAAUUUUACUACAUGGAAGAUCGGCGGGCUGGUGAGAUGUCUGUCAGGCUAUACACGUUACGCCACACGGUUUAUUACAGCCGCCUAUUUAUACCGGUGUCAUGGUAUAGUUGAUCAUCGACUGCUCAGUAAAUUUUGUACCGAAACGUGAAGCUCUAAAUGAUAAUUUCAUAUGGAAUUUAAUUUUUUCACGAAACAUGUGCAUUAUAAAAAAUAAACUCGACAAAAAAAUUGGAAAAUAAAAA
This is a messenger RNA of Chelonus insularis, 4215 nucleotides long. RefSeq names its product ypsilon schachtel (gene yps). Gene Ontology annotation, molecular function: nucleic acid binding. The record is from RefSeq and is a predicted model, not a curated record. The transcript has 8 exons. Gene Ontology annotation, cellular component: nucleus. NCBI's taxonomy places the organism in Eukaryota, Metazoa, Arthropoda, Insecta, Hymenoptera, Braconidae. Bases 101 to 931 code for a protein of 276 amino acids. Gene Ontology annotation, biological process: regulation of gene expression.